AUGGCAAAUGAACAACACUCGUUACAAUGCCACCUUGAACCUAUCGACCUCAAUCAGGAGAUUGAGUUCCUCGAGCUCCAAAGACAGCGAACCAUCUGUGGCUGGGACUACGAGCAGCAAACCCUACAAUCAUGGAAAGAAAGCACGAGCCUUAAAAAGCUUUUCUGGAUCACCAUUUCGGAUGCUGAGGAUGAGAGCAAGCCUAUUCGUGCAGGUCAUAUAUCACUCGAUCCGUCAUCUGGAAUGCUCGAACCCGGUUUACUACAGGGCGACGAGAUAGAUCUCACUCUAAAGACCUUCUUCAUAUCACCCGAACACCGAGCUCUGAAACUCGGAAAAAAAGCGGUGCAGCUACUCGAAAAUUUGGCAGUCACAAAGCCGUACGGUGAUCCACGCUGUCGUUAUCUCACGUUGUGUGCUUUGAGCAAGCGGUACACAUACGAUGAGGAAUGGCGAGGGCUGUGGUCGAAAGUUGGGAUGGUAGAGCCACCGUUCAGUAUUCAGGAGUGGUAUGAGAAACUUGGCUAUGUCACAUGGAAGGACGUGCCACUUACCGAGGCAACCUCUUUGGAUGGUGAGGUUUUUCAGGUGUGGGAGGCGCUGAUGAGAAAGGACCUACGAGAGAACUUGAAUCCAUAA
Penicillium waksmanii is the source of this 639-nucleotide messenger RNA. RefSeq lists its product as uncharacterized. Gene Ontology annotation, molecular function: acyltransferase activity, transferring groups other than amino-acyl groups. The record is from RefSeq and is a predicted model, not a curated record. The coding region runs from base 1 to 639 and encodes 212 amino acids. NCBI's taxonomy places the organism in Eukaryota, Fungi, Ascomycota, Eurotiomycetes, Eurotiales, Aspergillaceae. The transcript has a single exon.